CCAAAUUCUGUUUUGUCAACUUCAUUCUGCACGAACUUCUUCUGUGACGAGGUCGAAGAAGAAAUAGUGGAAAUGGGGGAACACUUGGGGCAGCUCAAGUUGACGGUGGUGCAAGGAAGAUUAGUGAUCCGGGAUUUCAAGAGCAGUGACCCGUAUGUUGUUGUCAAAUUAGGCAGUCAGGUGGCAAAGACUAAGGUCAUAAACAGUUGCCUCAAUCCUGUUUGGAACGAAGAGCUAGUUUUCUCGCUCACAGAACCCCUUGGAGCUUUAAAUUUGGAAGUGUUUGAUAAAGACCGUUUCAAGACUGAUGACAAAAUGGGACAUGCCCACUUCAGCCUCCAACCGUUAGUCUCUGCUUCUAGAUUGAGGAAGGUCCUAAAGGUUUCUUCUGGCGAGACGGCGCUAAGAAAGGUUGUACCUGACAGUGAGAACUGCCUCGUCAGAGAAAGCUCCAUUGCUUGCAUCGAAGGCGAAGUCGUACAAGAUGCUUGGUUGAGGCUUUGUGGGGUCGAGUCAGGGGAAAUUCAGCUGAAGAUGAAACUGAUAGACACUCCAGUUGCAGGCAUGAGAUAAGGCCUACACUCAUAACUACGUAUGGAAAAAGUGAAAAUUCAUUUCAUGUGUGUAAAUCCUGUAGAAAUCUCUCUACUUUAUAAGGUUGCUUUCAGCUCGUAUGCGUUAAAUGGAGUGGAGGAGUUGGCCUCAAAUUUAUAGUGAAGCAACACAGCGCCAAGAUCUAUCAAGUCCAUGCGGCCCUGUGUCUUCCACAACUUAUUGACAAGAAUCUCAGAUAUUUGUACUCUAAAAUUUCGAUCGAAAGACCUGUAUAAUGAAGGAAGAUAACCGUGGUUUUAUGAUUC
Molecule: messenger RNA, 860 nt
Organism: Eucalyptus grandis
Lineage: Eukaryota; Viridiplantae; Streptophyta; Magnoliopsida; Myrtales; Myrtaceae
Product: protein C2-DOMAIN ABA-RELATED 11
Source: RefSeq, a predicted model, not a curated record